This is a messenger RNA of Bombina bombina (fire-bellied toad), 1786 nucleotides long. RefSeq names its product D-beta-hydroxybutyrate dehydrogenase, mitochondrial. The record is from RefSeq and is a predicted model, not a curated record. Lineage: Eukaryota; Metazoa; Chordata; Amphibia; Anura; Bombinatoridae. The transcript is spliced from 5 exons. Gene Ontology annotation, molecular function: oxidoreductase activity. The coding region runs from base 52 to 1143 and encodes 363 amino acids.
CUCUCUAUAACAGUCAGCUGCAGGCUAGUGGUGAGGGGAUAUAGAAGAACCAUGGGUCUGCCUGCAGUUCGGCUCAAGACAGUCCUCCUUGUGCUCCUUUCUCUGGGGCUCACUCUGGUUUUGGGCUUUGGGUUACCAGAGGUGUUAAAUCUGCUGUUCAAAUUAUCGGGGAUCCCUGGAGCCAAUGCGACAUAUGGCAUUGUGCUUCUGUACUUUGUAUUUGUUCUGUGGGUAGCCAUGCCAUCCAUACCUAGGGGCACUUUACCAGUUCAAGAAAAGGAGGUGCUGAUUACCGGUUGUGACUCAGGAUUUGGAUUGGCUCUGGCAAAGCACUUGCACAAAUUAGGAUUCACUGUGUUUGCAGGUUGUUUGCUAAAGAACAAAAAUGGAGACGGAGCGCAAGAACUGGAGAACUUGCAGUCCGAUCGGAUGAGAGUGCUCCAGCUAAAUGUGUGCAGCGAGGAGGAGGUCAGUGAAGCCGUGCUGUUUGUGAGAAAGCACCUAAAAAACCCAGAGAAAGGGUUGUGGGGGUUGGUGAAUAAUGCUGGCAUCUCAUCCUUUGGGGAAGUGGAAUUCACCAGUAUAGACAAAUAUAAAGAGGUAACAGAUGUAAACUUAUGGGGAACUAUAAGGAUUACAAAAGCAUUCCUGCCUUUUAUCCGCCGUGCUCAAGGUCGUGUGGUCUGCAUGGUAAGCAUGUUUGGAAGGAUGAGUAGCCCAUCCAGGUCCUGCUAUUGUGUGUCAAAAUAUGGAGUUGAAGCCUUUACAGAUUGCUUGAGACAGGAAAUGUACCAUUGGGGAGUUAAGGUUAUUGCUAUUGAGCCUGGAAAUUUCAUUGCUGCCACUGGCAUUUUUACCAAAGAAAGCGUAGAAAGAAGAGGAAUAGAGAUGUGGGAAGAAGCUUCAGACCUUUUACGAAAUGAUUAUGGGAAACUUCAUUUCUCUCAAGAAGUUGCCAAGAUGAAAUCGUUUGUGAGCUCUGGCGGUAAAGAUAAGACUAUUGUUCUUCAAGCAAUCACAGAUGCGCUUAUAUCAAGAUUCCCGUAUGCACGCUACAACCCCACAGAUACAUACUGCUGGAUAAAGCUGCAAGUUAUGUCUCACCUACCUACUGCAAUUGCAGACAGGAUUUAUAUUUACUGAGAAAAACUUUUUUUUUUUCCUGACAGUAUUUUUAAAAUCUAAUAUAAAACUAAUUCUUAAAUGAAACUGUGUAAAAUAGAAAUAUUUUCUGCGUCUGGAAAGGUAUUAUUUACUAUUCCUUCCUUUAAAGGGACAGUCUACCUUAGAAUUGUUAUUGUUUAAAAAGAUAGAUAAUCCCUUUAUUGCCCAUUCCCCUAUUCUGCAUAACUAACACGGUUAUAUUAAUAUACUUUUUUUUACCUCUGAUUACCUUUUAUCUGAGCCUUUGCAGACUGUCCCCUUAUUUUAGUUCUUUUGACAGACUUGCAUGUAGCCAAUCAGUGCCCUCUCACUUGUAAAUCCACGGGUCUGGUCACACUGUUAUCUGUAUGGCACACAUGAACUUACACCCUCUAGCUGUGAAAAACUGCCAAAUGCAUUGAAAUAAGGGGGGCGGGCCUUCAAUGUUUUAGAAAUUUAGCAUAUGAGCCUAUCUAGGUUUAGCUUUUAACAAAGAAUACCAAGGGAGCAAAGAAAAUUUGAUGAUAAAAGUAAAUUGAAAAGUUGUUUAAAAUUGCAUUUCCUAUCUAAGUCAUGAAAGUUUAAUUUUGACUAGACUGUCCCUUUUAAGUGUAAAUUCUAAAUAAAAUAAUAUAUUUUACAA